Molecule: messenger RNA, 8339 nt
Organism: Miniopterus natalensis
Lineage: Eukaryota; Metazoa; Chordata; Mammalia; Chiroptera; Miniopteridae
Source: RefSeq, a predicted model, not a curated record
GUCGCCACCAUGCCCACCUCUCCAGGAGGCAGCCGCAAGCAGCAGAACCUCGGAAUGAGCGUUGGCCUUCAGCCAAGGAGGUCUGUUAUUGGCUUUACCAACCCAGUAAAAGGAGCUCAAAUGAAAGCAUAUAGUAGUUCAAACCAAAGCAGAAUGGGUAUGUCAAAAAACAUGAUGAUUCUACCGGAAGUGAAAAUAUCAGAAAGAAUGAAUAUUCCCAUGACAAAGACAGUCACACAGGUGUUUGAUGUAAAUGGAGUUGAUGUUACUCCUCGGCCUCUUUACCGUCCAGAUCCACUUACUGGUACAGCAAAGCCAAAUAAACUAUUGACAUCACAGGAAGGAUCAUUUGCAUCAGAAUAUGUAACUUCCCACAGCCUUUAUCAAAAUACACUAAAUCCUAGUAUGUUAGGGCAGUUUACAAGAUCAGUUUUAGGAAGCAGUACAGUUUCUAAGUCAAGUCUAUCAACUAGUGAAUCAACAGCAGAAGAAAUAGAAGAACAACCCUAUAAACGGGAAGGACUGACAAGUUUUACAGAUUUACCAGUUAAGAAGAAAACAGAUGGAAAACCUGUAAUAGAAGACUUAAAGAAGACUGUAGAGAUACUACUCACAGAGACAGAAACAAUGACAUUUUUUAACCUACCAACAGUCAUGAUUUCUACAGAAGCUGAAGAAGCUGACAAAGUGCUCUAUAGAAACAAGAAUUAUGAGAACCUUUGUAGAAAUAGAAUAGGCAAUGACUUAUAUGUUGAAAGAAUGAUGCAGACUAUUAAUGGAGCACCGAAGAAUAAAGAUGUUCAAUGUGACAAAAUUAUAAAGGAAGAGAAAGGCAUAAUGUCUACUGCUUGGGAUUUGUAUGAUUCUUAUAAUGCUCUGGAAGUUUCCUCCUUACCAGUAACACAAUCUAUAAUUGAUUCAACCAGUAAAGCAAGUGUAAAACGAUCUGUAGUUGAUUCAAGCAGCAGAGCAAGUGUACCUCCUAAAGAUCAGGACCGAAAAGGGCUAGGAAGUACUACAGAAAAAAAUAGUGAAGCUAGUUCUAUAAUGGAAAUAGAAAAUGUAAUUCUGUCUAAAGUGCAUGAUGAUGAAGAAAACUACUCAGAUUCAAUAUUCAAAUCUGGAAAGUUUCAGCAGGACUUAUUUUUUAUGGAACGAGUUCUAAUGGAAAAUAUAUUUCAGCCCAAACUUGCAGCUUAUCGUCAGCUUCCUAUUUUAAAAGAACCAGAACCUGAAGAGCCUGAAGAACUUUCAGAGGGUGAAAAGCUUGAAGAGGCAGAAGAAGAGCCUAAGAAGGAAGAAGAAGAAGAAAUAGAGAUGGGCGCAGGGCAGUCAACCAUACCAGCCAACCUGGAGCGGCUGUGGUCGUUUUCCUGUGACUUAACCAAAGGGCUUAACGUGAGCAGCCUCACCUGGAAUAAAACAAAUCCAGACCUUUUGGCUGUUGGCUAUGGGCAUUUUGGAUUUAAAGAGCAAAAAAAAGGAUUGGCUUGCUGCUGGUCAAUAAAGAAUCCCAUGUGGCCAGAACGUAUUUAUCAGAGUCUACAUGGAGUUACUGCUGUGGACUUUUCGAUUGGAACACCCAAUCUUCUGGCAGUUGGCUAUCACAAUGGCACCAUUGCGGUGUAUAACGUACAGAGCAAUGUUAAUGUUCCAGUUCUGGAUAGCAGUGAAUCACCUCAAAAACAUCUGGGGCCUGUAUGGCAACUACAGUGGAUAGAGCAAGAUCGAGGGACAACAGGUGAUGACAAGAGAGAAAUAUUAGUUUCUAUAUCAGCAGAUGGAAGAAUCUCCAAAUGGGUUAUAAGGAAAGGACUGGACUGUCACGAUUUGAUGCGUUUGAAGCGAACUACUCCUACCGCCAGUAAAAAAGGAGGGGAAAAGGAAAAGAAAGGUGAAGCUUUGAUAUCUCGACAGGCUCCUGGAAUGUGUUUUGCUUUUCAUCCCAAGGACACAAAUAUCUAUUUAGCUGGCACUGAAGAAGGCCAUAUUCACAAAUGUUCUUGUUCAUACAAUGAACAAUACUUAGAUACCUACAGAGGACAUAAGGGUCCAGUAUAUAAGAUAGCAUGGAAUCCAUUCUGUCAUGAUGUAUUCUUAAGCUGUUCUGCAGACUGGGGUGUCAUUAUAUGGCAACAGGAGAAUCCCAAGCCAUUUUUGAGUUUUUAUCCAACUACUUCUGUCGUUUAUGAUGUUGCCUGGUCUCCAAAAUCAUCCUAUAUAUUUGCAGCUGCAAAUGAGAGCAGAGUGGAGAUUUGGGACCUUCACAUCAGCACUUUGGAUCCCCUAAUUGUGAAUGUUGCUAACCCUGGAAUCAAGUUCACAACUGUCGUCUUUGCUAAGCAAACAGACUGCCUUCUAGUGGGAGACAGUGAUGGGCAGGUUGCUGUGUAUGAACUGAGAAACAUGCCCGCCGCUUCGGAGUCUGGCCGGGUAAGACUCAAAAGUCAAAAUUUUAUGUGAUUACGUGAUUUUAUUUAAUUGCAAUUUUGUGUCAUGCAAGGGAUUUACAUUUUUUAUAUCUUAAGUAUGGUACGGUCAAGAGGCAGAAUAUUAUUCCACCUCCGGGAAUUCAGGUUUUUCUCUUACAGCCUUCAACAAAUCGGAUGAGUCCCACCCAUGUGCAGUAGGAUAAUCUGCUAUAUUCAGAUUCUCCUGAUUUAAAUGUUAAUCGUAUAUAUGACACCUAAUAGAAAAAUAUAAGUCCUAAGAGUUGCUACCUACUACUAGGCAUGAUUCCUAGACUUAUUUUCUUUGAGCCUCACGUUUUCUAUCUGUAAAAUGAGGAUAAUAAUGUCAUAUGUAAGAACUUAAAAUUGUGUCUAGUAUAUAUUUAGGGCUUAAUAAUUGUUAAAUGUUGCCAAAAAAUGUUUACUGAAAAUAUUCAAAGACUUUUACAAGAAAUAAUAUUUUUAGACAGUAUCCAGUGUUCCUAAAUUAGGCAUUUGUUUCUAUUGGUUUGGCAUUAUUCUAGUUCCUUUCUCUGAUCUUAAAAUACCAAAACUGUGUUGUAAAACAUUGGCAAGCAAAGCAGUAUCAAUAGAUGCCCAUUAUUUUUAAGGUAGCUUUUCAAGUUCUUCAUGUUUAAAUUUCUAUUUUAAGGACUAACCUCGCAAAUAUUACAGUAAAUACAAUAAACAUGUUAAAAAUAUUCACAAAUCAGUAAGAAAAGACACUAAGACUCAGUGAGAGUGGGUAAUGAUUAGAAGCUUCAUUCACAAAAAAUGACUAGUAACUUACACUUUAAAAUUCAACCUUGCUAAUAACUAAAGAAAUAAAAAUUUAUUACAUUAAAUUAAAAUGUGAUAGCAUUCUCCUAUAUUUAAAAAAAUUUUUUUUUACAUUUGAGUUGAUAAGAUAGGUCCUCUGGUAUACUGGUGGUUGGAAGAGAAAUUGGUAUGACUUCUUUGGAAGCAAUUUAGCAAUAUAAACCGAGACUGUCCACUUCUAGGACUCUGUCCUGUAGAAAUAUUCAUAAGGGCAAUCAAAGAAAUUAACCAUAGCAUUAUUUGUGAUUGUAUUAGAGAAAAGAAGAAGAAAAAGAAGGAACUAACUUGAGUAUCCAACCAGAGGGGAAUGUGGUCAGGGAAGUCAGAUGUGUGGACUAGAUUUGGGUCACGUGUAGGAGGUGGAGUUAGUUCUACCCCAACCGUAACCAUUUAUGUAGCUGUAAAUGUUAAAUAAAUAAUCAAAUUGGAAAGAAAUAAAAGUUAAUUUAAAUUAAAAUCACAACUUCAUUCGUUAGAAAAUUUAAUGUGACAAAUUCUCUCUAUAUAAUGAAUAAUUUAAAAUACAAAAUAUAUGUUCAAAUGCCUUAUACAAAAAUGGCAACAUUACCGGUUUGAUUUGCUACAUUAUUUCCAUAUACAAUUCUUAUUCUCCUGAGGGUAAAAACUUGUUUUCCCGAUAAAGAAACACAUGAAACAUUCUAAGCAGUUUUGGAGAUUCUUUUCUCAACUGGCUGAGAUGCAUAUUGUCUGUGGACCUUAAGGGGACUUUCCUAUCUUGGCUGCCGGGCCGCGCCCUGUUCUACUGUUGACUUGUCAGUGUCCUCCAUAUGGAGUGGUCUCGAAGCUCUUGUCUCCUAGUCUAGUUACAUAUUACUUACAUUCUCCAUCUUCUCAUGGAGGUCUGCAAUCCUGUACAUAUUGCUGUAUCACUUGACUGAUUUCUAUUCAUUUAUUUACUGGGUAAUUAAUUCUAAGUUAAUACAGUUUUCCUAUCUGGUAGGACUACUAUCUUUAUAGAUGUUUAAAUGCUAUCUGUUUGGAUUCUACAUAUCUCCCAGGGCUUUGUUUAAUUUGUGGAUAGUUUGACAGACAUACUUAUGAGAAAAGAAUGUUUAUAAGAGCCUUGCUUCUGUGUUGAUAAAUUGGAAACAACCUACAUGAUCAUCAGUGGAAAACUAGAUAAAUAAAAUAUAGCACAUUCACAUGAGUGACUACAAUACAAAAGUUUAAAUGAUAUAUAUUUCAGUGUGUCAAUAUGACAAAUUUUGAAUAAAUCUUAAAAAACACAGUGUUGAGUGAUAAAAGCAAAUUUCAUGAAUGUACAAUAUGUUAUGAUUUAUGUAAUAUUAUUUAAACACAAAAGUUAAAACUGUGUUUCUUAGUAGACAUAUUUAUAGUUAGUAAAUGUAUGGACUAGAAUGUGGAAGACAAUGUUUCAUUUUUGUGUUUGGACUUAAAUCAGUUAGAGGCAUCUUUUAUUGUGAGCAGUAUGCCAUGCAAGCAGAAAGAAGGCUACAUUCCAAGAGUCUGCACUUUUUGACAAAUGUGUGCAUGUGUGUGUGUUAAUGAUUUCAAUGCUGAUGAGCAAAAUUUUCUUUUAACAAAUAUAUUCCAGGCAUUAGUAAAUAACUAUAGUUUCCUACUACAAGUAAGUUUUUUAUGCUUUGGUCAUAGUAUUUUAAAGGUUAAGGAUUGUAUUUCUGGGAGAUUAACCAAUAAUCAGUUUUUAUGUUACUUAUAGCCAAACACAAGCUUACCUGAUAUACCUCUUUCCUAGCUUUUCAGAGAAUUAUAAUCAUAACAGUAAUAUGAAGUCUCAAAUUAACAUCAAACCAUUAUUUUCUAUCAAGAUAUCUUAUCAAGUAACAUUAUGACCUAUCAUUUCCCCAUUAAUUUUGACCAAGAGUGAAUCAAAAUUUUGGAAGGCUUAUGAUUUCAUUCUAUAGGAAGAAUGUGUCCCAAAUUGAUGGUAAAGGCUGUCUCUGGGAGGUGAAUGCUGAGGGAACAGGAUUGGGGAGGGUUGCAAAGGGAACUUUAAAUUUAUCAAUAAGGUUUUAUUUCUUUUAUUAAAAAGUAUCCAAGGCAAAGAGACAUUUGUUGACUUGGAGUGGAUGUGUGUUUUCCAAAGGCAAAGUACAGAUAGCACAUGCAGCUAGUGUGCUGCCACAGGGCUAACCGGGGAAACCACAGAGAAAGGACCAGCAGCGGGCUUAGGGUCAGAACUCCCCUGCAUCUCCGCAUUGCCCCGCAGCCUUGCAGCCUUACACAGCAGCAGGAGAAGGACCCUUGGGCUGUGGAGGUUUUGAGGGACGAGAUUUCUAAAGCUCUGGCUGCUCCCUGAUGUGAUCAAAACCCAGAAUAUUAUUGUGCUGUGACGUGGUGGAACAUUGGCUGCAGCCCUGGCCUACCCAGUCAGGGCUCAUGGUUAGGCGCAACAUCAUUCUGAUGCCUGGCGUGAACGGGCCUGGGGUCCGAGCCUUGCAAUUAGAGCAAAUGACGUAGCCAGCUGUCAACAGGAUCUACCACCACAUUAGCAUUUAUUGUUUGUCCAAACACCAACUGGCUCAGGUUGCUGGGGGCUCAAGUCUUGCAUUGUAUAGAAUUAUGGUUUAAGCACUUGGUAGACGCCAAUUUUCAUGGGGCAUUGCACAAAGAAACUCCUUUUCUGGAGGCAGCCUGUAGAGAAUGACUCCUGGGUGUUAUUACGUCUACUCUUACGUUUCCAUGCACAAAUGUUUGUCAUGUCAUUCUGUAUACUUUGGGCAUUUACCUUUUUCUUCCCCCAAAUUAAAGAAAAAGUAAAAGUAAAAUCUUCAAAAUGGGGUUUUAGAAACAUAACACACACACACACAAUAAAUAAAUGCUGAGAGACAUGGAAGGCAGAAAAAACAGACCACUCUUUCAGCAAAUAUUUACUGAGUAUGCACUAUGGUGAGGUCUAUUUUGGGCACUAAGAAUAUAACAGUGAACACAUUACAGUAGUGAUCUAUUACAUCUGCCCAAGUGAGAAGGAACUAGAAUGAGGUGGGUUUGAGAAGCAAUGUGGCAGCUGAUUUGGGGUGUCAGGGCGUGAAGCAUGGAGAAAGGCCAAGGAGAACGAUAGUCCAGGCAGAAAGACAGGACCUGGGUCGCACAGCGCUAGCUACUGUGUUUAUUGUAACUUCAGAGUUUAUAACACACUUUCACAUACAUUAGCUCAUUGAACCUUAUAACAGUUUUUAGAAGUAGAUGUUAAAUAUUUCCCUUAUACACUAAAGGAAACUAAGAUUUCUAGAUGUAAGUGAUUUUCUCAAGACCACCUUGACUGCGUGAUUGAAAAAUCUCCAGCCUUCUGCUUCCAAUUCCCAUCUUUUCACUGUAUCGUUCUUAAAAACUCCUCGCCCCUCUUUGGUUUCAUCCGCUUACAUAUGAUCAUUUUGACCCUUUAGUACGAAGAUUGUUAUUAUUAAAUAAAAUACAAAAUCCACAUAGAAAUUCAGACAUUUUAUUCUCUCUAAAUCAAGUAUUACAGAUCAUGAAAAAGCCUAAGAUAUCAUUAAGAUUAAAAGUUAUUUUACAGAUGGGAAAACUCAGGUCUAUGCAUUAAGCUAAACAGGAGCUGCCAAAAUUGUCCCUUUACUAAUCCUUAUAAAUCUGUUUAUCAAACUGCAGUAAAAGCCUUUCAUAGGAAAGAGCAAGUUUAUACAAGGAAGUGACUGUUACUGUUUAAACUUACCUUGGUUUGUUUCCCUUUUACAAUCUUAUCAGAUGUCCUUUAUAUGUGUAUCACUAACUUAUAAAUUUUAAAUGACAUUUUAAAGACUACUUUACCUCCUAAUUUGUAUUUUGAUUGUAAUUAUGUGACUUUUUUUUUUUUUUCAGAGAGAUAUGAUAGAUAAUUUGCUUGGACCCAGGUCAAACCAACCAGGAUAAUUCAUCAUUACUGAUAUCUUUUCAUGUUAUUGUUUAAAAUAAAAGAAAGAAAGAAAGAGCGUUUAAUAUCCAAUAGUCUGAUUCAGAUGCAGUAAGCUGGGAUUUUUAUUUUUAAAAAUAAUAUUUAACAUAUAACUUCUGUUUAAGUAUAAUAUAAAUUUAAUCAACUUUUAUUCCAGAGUUAUGUGAUUAGUUUUUUAUCUAAGCUAAUUGUAAGGGUAUUGUUGAGAUUUUCUUAAAUUUUGAAAGAUACUCCUACUCUGUUUCUUAAUCAUAUUCCAAGUAGACAUACAUACUUAGAAAAUGUCUAAAUAUGUUAGAAAAUUAUUUCUUUAGAAGAAAAGCAUGGAAGGUAUUAGAAUUACUUAAACAAAAAUAUUAAUUAAGACCAAGUUCUAUACACUUUUAAAUCUACUUCUACUUUUUAAAUACACUUCUACUUUCCAAGCUCUGUUUUUCAAGGUUUAUGAAUUAUGCAGGUGUUAGUAUUAAGAAGAGUAUUGGAUCCUCAUGCUCAACUUUAAAUCAAUAUUAAUCUUCUUGGAUCUGAGAGCUGAAGCUAUAGAGCUUUAUUAGACUAUUCAACAAGCAAAAGAUAUGACAGCAAAUGUGAGAAUUGAACUGUUUGCCCCCUGGGCAUCACACUCCCGGUUCAGUGAGGAGAGUCUGGGACACAUCAGGGCUCCCUCCUCUUGCACACCCAGAAUCUGCCCAGACUUAAUGGGCCCACAGAGAAAACAAAGUCCCUGAUCUAGAGUUUGCAUCAGGAUGUUACUUUAUAAUGGGUUCUAGGGCAAGCUUGUGGAAAUAGAAGGAGUGGGAGGCAGCAACUCCUCCAAAUAUAGAUAGCUAACAGUCUGUUCCGUGCUGUUUAACAAGUCCUCGAUCUUGUUAACUGAGGCUGAAGGACAGUAUGGCCUAUAAAGCAUGUUCCGUGAGGAGGGCAAGAUAAGGCAUUUAAAACUCACUAAGCUCUCUGAAAAAAGACAGAUACAGAAAACCGAGAAUGCAAUCAGUGCAACAGUGGGAACUACCUUUCACAAGUGUCAAUUUCUUCAAAAUCUCCAUUUCUUUGGAGCAACCCUUUCUGGCCCUAUUAGUCCUUGUGAUACUUCCUCUUGUCUUUCUUGAAAGGCUGGUCUUCCUAAAACACUUUGUGCAACAAAAUAAAACUUUAUUUCAUUGAAAAAAAAAAAA